Messenger RNA from Symbiodinium sp. CCMP2592, 1680 nucleotides. NCBI's taxonomy places the organism in Eukaryota, Dinophyceae, Suessiales, Symbiodiniaceae. The record is from the annotation of a GenBank genome assembly.
AUGGUCCGCUGCGCCAUGAACUUCGGGCUGCCCCAAGAUGUGGAUGUGAUUCCGCUCAUACCACUGGACAUUCGCGAGAACGAGUGGGGAGAUGCUUUCAAGGGCGCAGCACAGAACGACCUCGGCGAGCUGGAUCUGGACCUCGCAUUUCGGGACGAGCUGGCGCCUCCCAUCCUCGAGUAUGCUGGGUGCAUGCGAAAGAAGGAGCUCAAUGGACUCUACCAAAGACACGUUGGCAGGAAGGACCUCCUUGGCCACCUCCGGCCCAUCUACGAGAAGCGGCUGGGUAUUGCCCGGCGGUUCUGCGUUUACUUCUGGGAUCCAUCGCUGACGAAGGACGAGCAGGCAGGAGCCUGGGAGAAAGGUUGGUACUUGGGAUCGGAAAUCGGUGGAGGGGGCCACACUUUCGCUCGGUGCGUCGUGAAAAGCCCUCCAGGCGAGGAGGACGAUAAUCUCCCUCCUGAGGAUGGUUGGGAGACCGCCGAUCCUGGUGGAUACUCCUGGACGAAGGAUGCCUCUGGCUUCUACAGUCCUUCGGCGCGCUCCACGCGCAUGAGAGCUUUGGAUAUGUCUGAGAGCGAGUCCAAGGAGGCCCUGGAUCGCGUGAAGCUGGAGUCCCUCCGGGGCGCUGUGGUGGGGCAGGAUCCAGAGGUGUCCAAGCACUUCUGUCAUUUCUUCAUCCUUUUGGCUUUGGAACUCAUGGCGGAGGUGCAAAACUUCCGGUCGCGCUGGCACUUCCGGACCCUCCAAGAGUUGGUCAAAUUUGGCUUGGCCCUGGAUAGCAGGCGUGUGGAAUGGCGCUCUGGUGCGCGGGAUGAUCGGGGGCAGCCACCUUUGCCGGGCUGGCCGACGGCGGGUCAGGAAGAGGUGCACUUUUCUUUGGGGCCACACGCGACCGAGGAGCGCAGCCAGUUCAAGGCUGGCGAGCAAGUGCUCAUUUCUCGUGGGGAUCCACUGAAGAAUCGUGUUUGCGAAGGAAGCGUCCGGGAAGUGGACUUCAUAGGUCGGGUGAUGAUCGUGUCCGUGAAUGGGAAGAUGCCGGAAGAUCCCUGGAUGGUCCGGAGAUACCGCAUUGACAAGUAUGCCAACCGAACCACCUACGAAAGACAAGUGAAUGCUCUCAUGCAGUUCAUCAUGAUGGAUCGGACGAAGGUUUGUGACAUGCUCGUGGCUGCUGGCGUUGGGAGGCUUGACGAGGCCGUGGUCGAAGAAGCCGCGAUCAUGAAGAGGAAGAUGGAAAGGAAAGGAAUGGGAAAAGGUUACAAAGGGAAGCGGCAGACGGAGCUUGCCAAGCAAGACCAGGAGACGAAGGACAAGACCCGAUCAUCUGCCCUGCUGAACUGGGAUGCAGAGGACUUCUUCGACGACGAGCCCGACCAGGUGACGGAGGCGCCUCAAGAGGAGGUCCUUGCCGAGCCAGAAGAGACUGUAGAGGAGAAGGAGUGCAGAGAGCGGACAGUGGCUCUGGCGCACGAGGAGGCACCCGGAGUCGAUCCAGAUGCGCUGGAGCUGGCGAAGAGCCAGGCCAUGUCCUUGCCGAACACCUCUGCAGCACAGAAGGAGGCCAUCAUCAACUCCAUGUCAAAGCGCCUGACCAUCGUCCAGGGACCCCCAGGCACCGGCAAGACGCACACGAGCACCUUGGAAAGCUCAGAGUUUUGCCUGUGCUUGGCCCGAUAG